ACCCUGGAUGCCUGUGGUUGUCCCAAGAACGCGCACGCAGGAAGUUCCUUUCCUGUCGAGAGCGCGAAAUAUGACGUAAGUCGCUUGCCGCGCAGUGAUGAUGGCGGUGCGUGAACGCGCAGUAAAAGUAAUGGCUGCUCUGGAUCGGCGGGUUCCUAGUCUCGAUGAUUUCGUGGGUCAAAGCUGGACUGCCUGGACCGAGUGGGCCGGUGUGACAGCGGCAGAUGGGCCAGAUGCAGGUGACUUAAGCAAGAAUGGCAAAAAAGCAGCAGAGGCCAUGUCACUCAGUAAGGAGGACAUGUCCAUCUUUGGCCUCUACCCUGGCCAUGAUGAUUUCUACCUGGUGGUGUGUAGCAAUUGUGGCCAAGUAGUGAAGCCUCAGGCAUUCGAAAAGCACUGCGAGCGGAGACACGGCCCUCUGGCCAAGCUGUACACCCGACUACGCUCUCCCACCCCUGCACCCCAGCCCCAGCCGCGGUCUCACCACGGCCAUUCUCCUUCCCAUGGGGUCAGCACUGCUUCUGCUUCAUCUUGGGAGGGUCGGAGCCAGGGGGUUGGGCAGCUACGGCCAACUCCACCUUCGCCUUCUGCCCCACCCCAGUACAGACACUCCAAGAACUCCAAGGAUGGAGUACGACAUCCCCCACUGGAGAAGUCCUCUUGCCACAGCAGCCAUACAGAGUCAUCAUUAUUCAAGCAGCCGCCACCUCUGGAUCCUCCGAUGAACUCUCCACCUCCAUCACUCAGAGAUCCCCCCUGGCCACAUGGAGUCACACCACCUGGCAGGCCUUUACCCAGUGAUAGGCCCGGCACCCACAGCCAGAGGAAGGACUCCUCUCUGGCCUCUAUGGUGCCAGGCCACCGGAUCCCCAGACCAUACAACAAAGUGGCCUCCAAAAGGGAGUGUGACUUGGACAAGCACUGUGGUGUCCUUGACCCUGGCAGGAAGAAAGUCUGCACACGCCUCUUGACAUGCAACAUCCACUCCAUCCACCAACGGAGGAAAGUGGUGGGCAGAAGCAAGAACUUUGACCAAUUGGUGGCAGAACUGAAAACCAAGGUUCGAGAGAAAGGGGCCCAGUCACUGGAGGGAGGGUCUUCUACUGGACGAUCUCCCAGCCCAGAGACCCAAAGGGAGCAGGCUGGGACUCCACAUUGCAGGAGACCUCUGGCCAGUCUCCCUGCUUUCAGUCGGUCUGCAGCUGUGUCAGAAUGCACUCCAGAGGAAGAGAAACGGCAGCAGGAUGACGGAUGUCUCCGAGCCCCCUCACCUCUUGUUUAUGGACGAAUCUCUAGUGACGAAAGUGAGACAGAAGGGCCAGAGGAGCCCCUUGAGUUCCCAUUUUCUACUGCACAUCCCAGACCAUUAGCGGUGUGUUCAUUUGGCAGCCAUGCAUUGGGUCACGGCAUCUACACGUUUGACAGACGACUUCAUCACCUGAGGUCGGCUCUUUGCAGCAUGCUGGAACAGCACAUUAGUGCCCAUCUUUGGAAGAAAAUACCUCAAGCCACAGACCUUCAGUUUCCACCUCUCUUAGCCAAGACCACCACUUCUAUAUCUCCUUCCUCCAUAGCCACCACACCCUCCUCUUCAUUACAUUCUAAGGUCCGCACAGGAAGUCAUAUCAGCUCCUCCCUCAAAGUUGCAUCCUCCUCCUCUUCUAGUCGAGGUCCAGGGAGACCCCUACCAACCAUACAGUCAGAGAACGCCAGUGGUGGUCAUCUGGUGUCACUGGGUAAGCCUGUGGUAGUGCGUCAGGUGGGCACUGGGCGGCCCAAGAACCCAGUGGGGCGUCCGAGCAAGCAGAUGCUAAAGCUGCGAGAGGAAGCUGCUGCUGCCGCUGCCCUCCGUAAACGCAAAGCCCCAUCCCAGGAAGGGGAGCACUCAGGCCCCGACAGGAACUGCAUUAUACUUCAGGACCGGGGCCGCCCACCCUCCGGCACCUCUUCAUCCUCUUCACCUUCCUCUUCUAAAACCCCUAUUCCCUCACCUGUCUCACACGGACAGACCAACGGCACGCUUUCCCCCAGCACCAAACCCCGCCCUCAGCCCUCCCCCUCAGAGUCCCACUCACCAGCUGCCAAGGCGGUCUGGACCUACCGACGGACACACCCUUCUCUGGGGCAUUCAUCACCCCCAGAUCUCUCCUCUGCCACCAACAACUCCCAUAGCAGGGCUGGCAUGGGGGACUCAGGACUGCACGAGCAGGGCAGCGGAAGGGGCUUCGAGCACCAGGGGCUGGUGAAGAAACACAAGGGGGGAGGCAUGGAGGAACACUCGCCCUCCUCCAAACCCUCAGUGCACCGCCUGCCCUCGUCCUCCUCCAGUUCUGCCACCUCCUCCUCUCCUCGCUCUAACUUCUACCCUUGGAAGGACAGCAAAGGUGGGGGGCUGGCUGGGGGUGUGGAGAAGAAACUGGGCACACAGAAGCCAAAACUGCACCAUUAAGUGUGCCUGCCUUACAAGCCACUCUGAGGGAGCCAGCUCUGCUCAGUCCAAGACUGAGUCAACGGGACUCAAAUGUGUGUCUGCGUCUGUCUGUUGAGCAAACGCUCAAGUAUGGGUGUGUCAGAUUGUGUUUUAUGUGCAGUAUGGAUCUGUUGGUGUGAAUUUCAGCUGGCUGUGUGGGUCUGUGUGUUUGCUGUUGUCUGGAUGAAUGUCUGAGGGAGAACUGGGAAUGGGAGGGUGGGAUGAAAUUCAGAGUAUGGAUUUAGAAAUACCUCAAGACCAUUGGUUAUGCUGCUAAAUUAAAUAUGUUGGUUUAUAAAAAUGGAUUAAAAAUUUCCUUUACACUUGGUU
Molecule: messenger RNA, 2800 nt
Organism: Monopterus albus (swamp eel)
Lineage: Eukaryota; Metazoa; Chordata; Actinopteri; Synbranchiformes; Synbranchidae
Gene: atxn7l2a
Product: ataxin 7-like 2a
Exons: 10
Coding region: 98-2449 (783 amino acids)
Source: RefSeq, a predicted model, not a curated record